Acanthoscelides obtectus is the source of this 1723-nucleotide messenger RNA. NCBI's taxonomy places the organism in Eukaryota, Metazoa, Arthropoda, Insecta, Coleoptera, Chrysomelidae. The record is from the annotation of a GenBank genome assembly.
CACGCCUCUAAAUUAGUAGACAUGACGCGUCCUUUCCAAGGUUCUUUGACAUCAAGUCAAGUUUAACAUUGCAUAAUCUUGCCUGUUGUUUACGUGCUUUUUUAUGGUAAUUUUCGGAUUUUAUUGAAAAUUUACAAUGUGCUUGCUGUUGAAUUCAUAACAUGUUGCGUAUUCAAAAUUUGUGCUCCUCUCAGCAUAAAUACCUAGUCUUCAUUCGAAAGUUGACAACCACAGAAGUGUCAACUGCUCUGCGACCAUUCUACUUUUCAGUUCAUCCAGAUCUAUUUGGCCAGUAUCCUAGUGAAAGAGCAGUAAAUGAAUCUUCUCUACAAAAAUUAAGUUCUGCCUUGGCAAAUCUGCAAGAUUGUAAACCUGUUAAGCCCGUGCUUCUAACUUUUUACCUCAAAGAUAAAACAAGCAGCAAAGUUGCCUUCCAUGAGAUUAAAAUUCACUUGAUAGAACGAGAUAUUAAGGCAGCAAUAGCAAAAAUCCUCAAAAGCUGUAACUUACCUACUGAUUACAUUGAUAGCAUAGUAACCCCUGCAACUGAACCACCCGAAUCAACAAUAAGAUAUAAAAAUGACAUUGAUUUCACCAAAGCAGAUGAACACCAUCCAAUAUAUGCCCAUAUCAUAAUGCAGAGGAAAAUUAAAGAAGCCAGGGACGCCUUGAGACUGUUAAAUUGGUUGAAGAUCAACCACACAAUUGCUCUAGAUAAAUACCAACAAGGUCAAGAAUACAGAAAAGAAAUUGCAAGGUUGAGAGAAGAAAUUAGAAAAGAUUUGGAGCUUUUUGAUAUCAGGUGGGAGUGUGGAUGGAAUGAUACACACUUUAGGGGAUGCCUACUCAGUUUUAAGUCACUUGUGGAUCAUCAUCCGAGUAUAAGAUGCCAUUUAAAAGGCCGAAUACUGGUGUUCUCGUUUUUCACAGGAGUGAGUUUGGAUGGCCAUAUCAUGCUGUAUAGUGGAGAAGUUAGGCACAAUUGGUUAGAUUUCCUGAAGAAUAUCAAAAGAUAUGACCUGGCUCUGACCCGUAUUCCGGCAUUUGAAAAAUCAUUAUCUCAUGUAUUAAGAAACAUCAAAGUUGGAAGAAGAAAAUUUAUGCCGAAAAUUGUAGCAGAAGCAUAUGAGGAAAACUUACGACAAAUCACUACAUCUCUGAGUGACUAUAUGGGUUCCAGGUCAUAUCCAAAAGAAUGGCCUGAAAGUUUAGAAGAUUUUGAAAUUGUUGUCGAAACCGAUUCUGGUCCAGUGAUGGUGUCACCAACUGGUCAAUUUAUUGUGCCUUCUUCAAUACUUGGGACUAUGUUGGUCAGUUUCAUAACGAAACAUUUGAGCGAGGCCAGGCAGAAAAACCAGGAGUAUCAAAGGAACAAACAUUUGGAACGAGAUUUAAUUGCUGAAUGUUUGAAAGAGCUGGAACUUGCAGAUUUACAAAAGGAAGAUAACAUCACGCCAGAUCUGAUGAUAAAAUGUUGCCAAAGGUUACUGCUGAACAAAAAUGUACUGAAAGAUCUUACAAAAGAGCUUUGUAUCAAUAUAUCAACGUACUAUUCUGUACUAUCUGAUGGAGUAGUUUGUAUACCUUGGAAUUUUGAACUGUGAUAAGUUAAUGUAGAUUUUAAGGUUAAAGCUAAUAAUAUGGAUAAAAAUCAGUUUGAUGCACUGAGUUACCAGCUGUAUUAUCAAUAUUUUGCUAUUUUUGAAAUAAAUUAUAUUUACAA